Bombina bombina (fire-bellied toad) is the source of this 1599-nucleotide messenger RNA. RefSeq names its product gastrula zinc finger protein XlCGF26.1. The coding region runs from base 1 to 1599 and encodes 532 amino acids. The transcript has 2 exons. NCBI's taxonomy places the organism in Eukaryota, Metazoa, Chordata, Amphibia, Anura, Bombinatoridae. The record is from RefSeq and is a predicted model, not a curated record.
AUGGAAAGUCUUGAAUCACAGCUUGUGCCUCCCACAGAGGAGAAACCAUUCAGGUGUACAGUGUGUGGAAAAUGUUUUAAGUACAAGACAACUUUGUUAAGACAUAAAAUUACUCACAGAGGAGAGACACCAUUCGCAUGCACUGAGUGUGGGAAAUGUUUUAUGCACAGGUCAAAUUUAUUAAGACAUCAAAUGUCUCACACAGGAGAGAAGCCUUUUAAGUGUACACAGUGCAGGAAAGGUUUUACACGAAGGUGCAACCUUGUAACUCAUGAAAUGAUGCAUAGAGGAGAAAAACCAUUUAAAUGUACAGAGUGUGGAAAAUGUUUCAUACGUAAGCGUUAUCUUAUAGCCCAUGUAACAAUCCACACAGGAGUAAAACCAUUUCAAUGUUCUGAAUGUGGGAAACAGUUUAGACGCAAGCCAUUUCUUCAAAUUCAUCAAAAACUUCAUACAAGAGAGGAAAGUUUUAAAUGUACAAAGUGUGGAAAAAGGUUCAAUAACAAGAAUGAUCUCCUAUCUCAUGAAUGUAUCCACAAAGGGGACACAUUUUCUUGUACUGAAUGUGGAAAACAAUUUAAAUACAAGUCCAGUCUUAUAUUUCAUCAAAGGCUUCAUACAGGAGAGAAACCCUAUAGAUGUUCAGAGUGUGGGGAAUGUUUCACAUACAAGGUUAAACUAAAAGCUCAUGAAAUUAUCCACACAGGAAAAAGUCCAUUCUCAUGUACCGAGUGUGGAAAACACUUUACACAAAAGUCUGUUUUUUUAAAACAUCAAAUGAUCCACACAAGAGAAAAAUCAUAUAUUUGUACAGACUGUGGGAAAGAAUUUAAACGCAAGUCAGAGCUUAUAAUUCACAGGAGGAUUCAUAUAAAUGAGAAGUCUUUCACAUGUAAAGAGUGUGGCAGAUCCUUUAAACAGAAAUGUUACCUUGUAAAGCACGAAAGGGCCCAUUCAGUAAGAAAACCAUUUUCCUGUGCUGAAUGUAAGAAACAGUUUAGAUGCAAGUCAAGGCUCUUAAUUCACCAAAGAAUUCAUACAGGAGAGAAACCUUAUGAGUGUACAGAGUGUGGCAAACGCUUUACUCGAAAGAGCUACCUUAUCCACACAGGAGAGAGACCAUUUCUAUGUACUGAGUGUGGGUUAAGCUUUAAGGACAAAUCAACACUCCGAGGACACCAAAUAAUUCAUACAGGGGAGAAGCCUUUCAGAUGUUCAGAAUGUGGUAACAGUUAUGCACGAAAGUCAGCGCUCCUAAACCACCAAAGUAGUCACAUAGCAGUAAACCCUUACACAUGUACAGAAUGUGGGAAACAUUUUGCAAGCAAGCAAACGCUCUAUGGACACCAAAGGGUUCAUACAGGGGAGAGGCCUUUCAUAUGUACAGAAUGUGGAAAAGGUUUUGCACGAAAGACAACUCUUAAAAAACACCAAAAACUUCACCAAAAACUUCACAUAACAGUAAAACCAUUCACAUGUACAGAAUGUGGGAUUAGCUUUUCAGACAAGUUAAAGUUCAAAAGACAUCAAAUGGUGCAUACAAGAGAAAAGCAUUUUUCAAAUGCAAAAAAUGUGGAUAAAGAUUUGCACAAAAGUUAA